AUGGCUGUAAAUGGUAUUGGACAUGAUUUUGCUGCUCUACAUGAGUCCUUAGAAGAGAGCGAUCCCGAUCUUUACGAAAUAUUGAAAAAGGAGAAGAAACGACAAGUUUGCGGGCUCGAGCUGAUCGCUUCGGAAAAUUUUACUAGCAGGGCUGUUAUGGAAGCUCUUGGGUCUUCUAUGACAAAUAAAUACUCUGAGGGACAAGUUGGGCAGAGAUAUUACGGAGGAAAUCAGUUCGUGGAUGAAAUGGAAAGCUUAUGCAAACGCCGAGCGCUCGAAGCUUUUCGGUGAGUAUAAACACGUGUAAAUUUGAUCACGUUGUUGAGUGAUUAUAUAUUCUUUUUUGGCUUCGAUGAGAAAUGUUACUGAUAUAAGCUUAUCUGCGAUCGUUGUACAGAGUUACUGCUCCAACAGAAAAAAAAUUCAGAAAAGCUUAACUGAAUUAUUGAGAAAUAGGGUACCAGAAAUAGUGGUGUGACGAAAAUCACUCUAUCGUGAUUGUGUUAUGCAAUGCACACGCUGUCUUUGCUGGGUGGGUGGGAGAGAGGAUGGGCCACAUCAUCCUGCUUGUGGAGACUUUAUAUUCCUGGUGUGACCAAUCGAUUAAAAUUAAUCAUUAUAAAAUUAUAAUAUUUCAUUGAUUAAUAUCAACAGGUGAAAGUAAAUGUAGAAAAUCGAUACUUACAAUUUCAAUUCCACCAAAGUGCUAGCAGUGUCUAUUGGUUGUUGUCAGUUUUAAGGGGUGUCAUUUAGGUGCCAGUGCAAUGUUACCCGUCCAUAAUCAAUCAUUCUUGGAAAUCCUGGAGGGACGCAAUUAUUGGUCAUGGAAAAUAUUAAAGGAUUAUCGUAGAAAAAUUAAAAAAUUGUUGGUGGCAAACAGAAAUAUUAAUACUUGUCAUCAUCAGGCAGCUAUAAUCCACUAUCGGCUCAUUGCUGAUAUAUUUUGUACAUUUUUGUCGUGUUCUAAAAAACACCAAACCACAACCUUGCUAAUGUCUCAUUUAUGGUUUGUUUUACCGGUAUUCACAUUUUAUUGUUUGUAUUAUGAGAAAAUUGUAUUUUAUUAAUGUUGCAAAUCAGUGCAAAAAGUAAAAAGCUUUUGUGCUUUCAGUACACUUCCCAUAGAAACUGUAACACUAUGCAGUUGAUUUGAAAGUUAGUCAUUUGUAAUGACGGCAAGUGAGAAAAACGAUAUUAUUGUGAAUGUCAGAUUCUAAAUACUCUUUGAUUCAGUUUGUUCAGUUAAUAAAAAUGCUCUAGUUGUUGCAUAUGGUUAUAUUAGUUUAUAAGUCUCUAUUCAAAGGAAAUUGGGCGAAAGGGGUAAAUAAUAUUCUUUAUCCUUUAUAGCAUGCCAAGAAAGUAGUGUCUGAUAGCCCGGGGCUAGUGGAUUUUGCUAUCGGGCUAGCGAAUUCUGUUUGUAACAGUGAUGUUUUUUGAGGAAUUUGAAUAACAGAAGAACUGUGAAAUCAAUUCUGCCCGUCAAAAAGUUUUUGGGGCUAGUUGAAAUGACAUCUGGGCUAGUAAAUGCUAUCUUCAACUUAACCGAAUGGCAAGCUGUAAAAAUGAUUUUCUUUGCACUCUGCCUUUAUCACCAAUCAUAUUCUUCACACUGCUUGCAAUACAUUACCUGAGUUGAAAUCAAAUAAGUAAAUAAAUAAAUGUCUUUAUUCUGUACCUGUGCCUAUGUACACAUGUUUUAGGAAGAUCAUAGUAAUUUAUAAUCCAAUUUUUGGAUUAUGCUCUCUAUUUGAUUGUGAAGUCAUUUGCACAGUUGACAUGACCUUUGAAGUAUCCUGCUACUUUGACCUGCUCUAGACCUGAUUUUGGAAAUUUCUAGUUUUAUUUUAUUUUUUGAUCUAACUAGAUUUUUAUAUCUUUUCUAUGUAUUUCACGGAUUAAGUCAGUCCAGAGGUUACUCUAGCAGUAAACAAUAUUUUUUCUUUAUCUUUCAUAAUAUUAAAUGUUAAAGUUUACACUGUAAAGCAAUGUACAAUGAAAAAGUGCACCCAUGAAACUGUCACUUAUAAAAAGUUGUAAAUUUGCAUAAAUUCAAAACAACUUUGUUUCCUGUCAAUUGCAAUGGUCACUGAACCUUUUCUUUAAUAAUUAAACCUUUGCUCGUUGCCACCAAGCAAACUCUCGUGGUCCUAGGAAAAUCAGUUGAUAUCUUACAUGCAAGGAGACUUGGGUCAGAAAAACGUGUUCUAAUAGAACAUGCACAUUAGAAAUCACCCUUCAAGAAAAUGUGACAACCAGGAAUAAUAUUUUUUCCGACAUUUGGUCUUUCCUUUUACGCAACUUGUUAAACAUUUCCUUACAUACUGCACAUAGCUAAUAUAGUAACCAAAGGUAAGGGACUGAGUAGAUUCUGCUUUGUGUAAGUCCAAAUGUAGUUCAGAUAAUGUUUUUUUGAAUUUCACUUUAGUAUUUGUAGAAACGUUCUGUGCAUAUGUAAUAACAACUUGGAGAUUAGAAUUGCAGGCUUAGAUACUUUUUCCACAAAUAAAAUGGCAAGUACAGAACAGACAUAAAAAAAACUUUAAUCAUGUGCUCUCUCUAGAGAACUAUUUUUAAAUUCUAUAAUGCACAUGGAUAUUUUUUUUUGUGAAGAGGUUUCACUUGAAUGGUCACAACAUGGAAUUUCAUGCAGACUCAAAAAUUAGAAACAUCUUACACCCAUGAUUCACUUAGCAGGUAAAAUGUUGAAUAUGACCAGCCAUUAAUACGAGCAGAUUAAAUGGCACAAUAGUGUUCCUAUUAACAGUGUUUUGCUUUAAGUAUUUAUUAGAGCAUAUUCACCAAUCAAUGAAAUAUUGUAUGUUUGAAUUAACAACUUCUGUUUUUAUUGUAGACUUGAUCCAGAAAAGUGGGGUGUGAAUGUGCAACCUUACUCUGGUUCCCCUGCAAACUUUGCAGUCUACACUGGGCUUCUUUCUCCACAUGAUCGCAUUAUGGGUCUUGAUCUGCCAGAUGGAGGCCAUUUGACGCAUGGGUUCAUGACAGAGAAAAAGCGCAUCUCGGCAACAUCUAUUUUCUUCGAAUCAAUGCCUUACAAGACAAACCCGGAAACUGGCUUAAUAGACUACGACAAGCUUGCUGAAACUGCCAGAUUGUUCCGCCCCAAACUUAUUAUCGCAGGAAUCAGUGCUUAUCCACGUCAUUUGGAUUAUGCCAAAUUCAGGGCUAUAAGCGAUGAAGUUGGGGCAAUUCUCAUGGCUGAUAUGGCGCAUAUCAGUGGUCUAGUGGCAGGCAAUGUCGUGCCAACCCCAUUUGAGCAUUGCGAUAUUGUAACAACAACAACACACAAGUCUCUUCGUGGGCCACGUUCAGGGGUUAUAUUCUAUCGCAAGGGUAUCAAGGGUUACAAGAAGAAUGGAGAUCCCAUCAAAUAUGACUAUGGAAACAAAAUUGACUUUGCACUCUUCCCUGGUCUUCAAGGUGGCCCCCACAAUAACACCAUCGCUGCACUAUGUACAGCUUUGAAGCAAGCCAAUACUCCAGAAUUCAAAGCAUAUGCCCAGCAGAUACUGGAUAACUGUAAAGCCAUGGCCAAGGUGUUUUUGGAGCGUGGCUACAAGCUGGUGUCAGAAGGGUCAGAUAAUCACCUGGUUUUAAUGGACCUGCGUCCUCUGGGAUUUGGUGGAGCCCUGGGAGAAAAGGUCUUGGAAGAAGUUUCUAUCACUGGUAAGUCUUUUUUGCAUCCUAUUUUGUAAACUGCCGCUUAUAAGCCCCUCCACUUUUAAGCCUGCCCAGUUAUGGGCUAGUCUUCUUAUAAGAAAAAAAACACAUCUGAUUAUAAGUCUGCCUGGAUAUAAGCACCUCUGUUUUUAAGCGCUUCUAAAAUCCCUUAUGAAGAGGUAUAAGCCCAGGGCUUAUACAAAUGUAUAAAUGGCAGUUUAAAGUAUUUAUAGCAUUUGGUAGUAUUAAAGUUAAAGUGUCCAUAACGAAAAAACCUUUUAUUAUGUAAAUUGAAAGAACGUACAAGAACUUGUGCAAAAAAAUUGUGUGUUUUGAGCAAAAUGAGAUUUUUUUAGAAAUUUUUGAGAUGUAGUUUCUUUGGCACACCUGUUCCGUUGAUAGUGGGAUUGAGAGGCUCAUAUGUAAUGUCCUGAGACGGUCAUAUAUUCAGAAACUGAAAUAUGGAAUUUCAUUCAUGCCUAUCCUAUGUUAUCCCUUUUUCAAGGUCACUAAUGUUGUUGCAUACAGUUUAACUACAACACAUCUUAGAGGCAUCUUUUACCUCCAGACGUCUCUCUUGGGAUUGUUCAACUCAAGGAGAUGGCUAAACUUCAAGUUUUUGUCAUGGUACAAAAUGCAUGUACACUAUACAUGUAUCAUUUGCACAUCUCCCACAAUACACCAUGUUUGACCCCCCCAAACUUUGACUAUCAUCGUUACCAAUUGUCUUCUCAUAAGAUGACUGUAAUACCCAGGAGAAAUGAAAAAAAAAGUUAUGGAAAAUUUUAGGGGGCAAACAAGGUGUUUUGUGGGACUGUGUAAAUGUUGAAUGAAGGGCUUGAAACCUUCAGAGAAUAGCUUCCAUGUUGUAACAAAUUUUAUUUUCUUCUGUCCUCUAAAUCAAAAUUAGACUUAAAGAUACCCACGUAGCCAUGAUAUCCACAUAUAUACUUUUUUCACUCUUAAAUACAAUUUUCUACAGUAAUGUAAACAAAAAUAGGUGUGACAAAUUAAGACUUUAUUUUUAUUCUUAGUGAAUCUUCCUUUGCUCUUGUGACCUUUUUUAGUACAUGUUGUUGUGUUUUGCAUAUAUGCAUAAUUCACUCUUCUUGUACUUCCUGACAGUCAACAAAAAUACAUGCCCUGGUGAUAAAAGUGCCCUGCGUCCAGGUGGACUGCGUAUUGGAGCCCCUGCACUAACCACACGCAUGCUAAAGGAGAAGGAUUUUGAGCAAGUUGCAGACUUCAUUGACCGUGGAAUCAAACUAGGUUUGGAAGUACAGAAAAUCAGUGGCUCAGAUCAGAAGAAAUUUGAAGAAGUGUUGCUUGGAGACCAGUUCAAAGGAAAGGUAGAGGAAUUGAAAAAGGAGGUUGAAGAGUUUUCUGUCAAAUUUCCCAUGCCAGGGUGUGGUCUUAUUUAAAUAACUGAAGAAACGUUAUGUUUCUUUUUGUGCCUAAUGACAUACUUGAGAUGGAUAUUUUGAUACGCUAGAAAGACAGGGAUGAUGAUGUGAAAGUUCCAUGCCGUUAUUUUAUUAGGAGCAUUCUGCUGACCCUGCUUAAGGAUUUCGUUGUCAAGAGCUUAGAAAAAAUUGUACAACCUAGAAUGAAAAGUGCAAACAAAAGGCAGUGAUUUCCUUAAGUUAUGACUUCUUCAAGAGUGUAACUAACUUGUAUCUUGUUAGAUACGGUAGAAUAUAGUCAAGAACAAAUUAGAAAUAUAAGUCGAUUUAGAUUAAGCGAACCAAGUCACACAAUAACAUGAAGUUGUUUCUGCAUUAUGAACCAAUAAAUGUACCCAGUUGUUGGGUAUAAUCAAGAUCGGU
This is a messenger RNA of Porites evermanni, 5504 nucleotides long. The record is from the annotation of a GenBank genome assembly. NCBI's taxonomy places the organism in Eukaryota, Metazoa, Cnidaria, Anthozoa, Scleractinia, Poritidae.